Messenger RNA from Boleophthalmus pectinirostris (great blue-spotted mudskipper), 12097 nucleotides. It is a transcript of the gene stard9, whose product is annotated as StAR-related lipid transfer (START) domain containing 9. Bases 56 to 9724 code for a protein of 3222 amino acids. The record is from RefSeq and is a predicted model, not a curated record. Lineage: Eukaryota; Metazoa; Chordata; Actinopteri; Gobiiformes; Gobiidae. The transcript has 32 exons. Gene Ontology annotation, molecular function: microtubule motor activity; lipid binding; ATP binding. Gene Ontology annotation, biological process: microtubule-based movement.
GCGUCUUUGGGUCGUCUCCAGCGGGUCGUAGCGUCUGUGAAGUUUUGGGAGCAUCAUGGCAAACGUGAAAGUUGCCAUACGCGUCCGUCCUCUGAGCGCAAGGGAGAGUGCUGACGGAGGACGGCUCGCAGUCCAGGUCGAAGACAAGUAUGUCAAGAUCAGAAACUUAAAGUUGGAUGGACGGGCUGACGGUGCAGUGGAUUCGAGGGAGAAGCUGCAGGAGUUUGGUUUUGACUAUUGCUUCUGGUCAGUGGACACCGCAGACUCCCACUAUGCAUCACAGGAAGAGGUGUUCCAGGAGCUGGGCGUGUCUGUGCUCUCUGCUGCCUCAGAUGGUUAUAAUGUGUGUCUGUUUGCUUAUGGCCAAACGGGAUCAGGAAAGACCUACACCAUGAUGGGCACGCCGGACUCAAUUGGCCUGACCCCUCGAAUCUGUCAGGGGCUUUUUAGAUCAGAAGACGCUACUCCUGAUGGGCAAAACUCAAGAGUGGAGAUAAGUUUUUUGGAGAUCUAUAAUGAGCGUGUGCGAGACCUGCUCAGAGGAGGAGAGCAGAAGAAGAGAGCUUCCCUGAGAGUGAGGGAGCAUCCAGAGAAAGGGCCCUAUGUACAAGAUCUGUCCCAACAUGUGGUGUCAAAUUGUAAACAGGCCAUGGAGCUUUUGGAGGAGGGCAUUUCCAACCGCAUCACCGCAGCAACCCACAACCACGAUGCCAGCAGCCGCUCACAUGCCAUCUUCACCAUCCAGUACACUCAGGCAAUUUUGGAGAACAAUCUUCCAUCAGAAAUUGUCAGUAAGAUUAACUUGGUGGACUUGGCUGGAAGUGAAAGAGCCGAUCCAAACUACUGCAGAGACAGACUGACCGAAGGAUCUAACAUAAACAAGUCACUGGUCACUUUGGGCAUCGUCAUCUCAGCUCUGGCCCAGAACUCACAGAUGUCCAGCAGCUGUCAGAGCAUUAACAGUGUGGCCUCUGAAGGGGAGAGCACAGGGGGGAGCCACAGCAGCGCUCUGUCCGAUAGGGGAGGGGGAGGAGGAGGAGGAGGGGGGAGGAGGCACUGCUUCAUCCCCUACAGAGACUCUGUCCUCACCUGGCUCCUUAAAGACAGUCUGGGUGGAAACUCCAAAACCAUCAUGAUCGCAACUGUCUCGCCAUCCGUCAACAGCUACAACGAAACCCUGAGCACGCUCCGAUACGCGGCUCACGCCAGAAACAUUGUCAACAAACCACGCAUAAAUGAGGAUGCUAAUGUUCGACUGAUCAGAGAGCUGAGAGAGGAGAUUGACAGACUGAAGAGCAUGCUGCUUAGCUUUGAAAUGCAACGCAAUCCCAGUCCUUCCCUGAGUGAUGAGAGGGAUGGGAGUCUGUCUGACAUUGUGCUGCAGAAUGAACUAAAGGUGGAGCAGCUUACUAAAGAUUGGUCAGAGAGCUGGAGGGACAAACAGGAGCUGAUGGAGCAGUACAGUGUGGACAUAAACAGAGACCAGGCCGGAGUCUUCAUAAACUCACUGCAGCCGCAUCUAGUGACCCUGGACACAGACGUCCUCAGCACUGGAGUGGUCUUCUAUCACCUCAAGGAGGGGAUAACUCGCAUUGGACCACAGGACGGGCUUGGAGCUGCAGACAUAGUUUUGCCAGCAGAUGUGGGAUGUGAGAUUGAAAACCGCAGAGGUGUGGUGACUCUGCACCCGCUCCCUGACUGUGUGGUUCUGCUCAACGACAGAGAGGUCACCGAGUCCUGCCGACUGGCUCAAGGGGCUGUGAUCACCUUGGGACGAGUGCAUAAGUUACGCUUCAACCACCCAGCCGAGGCAGCCCUCCUCCGGGAGCGCAGACGGAUCAGUGAAAACAGCCUGACCAGCUCCUACACUGAUCUAUGCAGCAUGGACCCAGAGAACAGUGAGAAAGACUUAAAGCUGGAGGGGCAGCAGGGUGCCAGUGCCUCCCCCGAAGACGAGCACAGAGCCAGGCAGAGGGUGGAGGAGCAGCAGCGUCUGGUGGAGAGUUUGAGACGAGAGAUCCAGAGCGAGCAGAGACAAGCUGACAGAGACCUGGAGAGAGAGCAGGCUCACCUACGACUGCAGCACAGUGACAUCCAACAGUGGAUCUUGUCAGAACAGCAGCGUUUGACGAGUGCUGAGCAGAGGACCACUCAAGAGUCCAGUGUUCAAACAGACCUGAGCCUGGGCCCAGUCCUUGAGAGAGUCACAAACCACAUAUUUACAGACGAGAACGGCCUCCCAAACAACACCCCAUCACAAAUCACCAAGGCCAGAAAGAAAACUGUCCAGGAGGAGCUACUCAAACAGUAUGCCCUACACCGUACGGAAAGCAGAAUCAGAAGGAAAAGACUGCAGUAUCAGCUGGAGAGGAUCAGACGAAAGCGAUUGUUGCUGGAGGCCAAAAAGGAGCUACAGCGGCUGGAGAAAGCCUUACCUCCUGGGUCAGACAGCCCUGGUUCUCCUGAGCUGGGGUCCCCUUUGAAACAGAGAGAGGAGAGCUUUGGGUCCAGAAGGCACUCAUUUUCAGUGGAUCUUCUAUCUAGACUUUACCCUCAACACCCGCCAAUCUACAAGCACUUCCUGAAGAGAAACCGCUCAACAGAUCUCAGCACCAACUCUCCGUCAAACCCGGGCGACAGCAGAGACUGGGCUUCUGAUGAAUUUAUUCCACGGGAGAGGACUCAGAGCUGUUCGGCAGUUUUUCCGAGAGAAAAUAAGUUUAUCACAAGCCGAGGCAACUCCACGGAAAACAUCAGGCAAAAUCCCAUACAGGAACCCCACACAUCACCUACGCCAUCUUCAGAUCGUCCAGAAAGAAAACCACUGCUGCCAAACAGAGAAUUGAAUUUUAAAAACAGGACAAAUCAGAAAUCACCGGUUAUUCUCAACUCACCACCAGGAACAAAUAUCCAAGCAUUAAGCAAAGAAAAUUCACAGUUAUCAAUAAACAAACUAGUAACUAAAACCAAAAAUGAUAUGAGUAUUAAAGCAACAACUCACAAACAAAAACAAAACAAUGGAGAGAUAAAGCAAGUUUUUUCAGGAUCACGGUUUAAAUCAGCCCUGUCAAAGGUGUUCAAAAAACCUCCUUUAGGUACAAUACGAAGCCAUAAACAAUUGGGAAGACUAGCUGGAAAACUUCACAUGAGACAACGCAGGGAGAAGGAUUUCAAAACAAAACAUAAAUGUACAAUUAAAAGCGCUUUUUCAUGUGAGGAGCUGGACCAAAGGACAGUGCUAGCAGAUGUUAAGCAAAGACGUUGGAAUAGUACAGAAAAUAUGAAUAAGACUUGGAAAUGGGUGGAGAAACAGCAGGGGUUGUGCGGAUGGGAGGAAGAAGAAAGUGAUGAAGAUAUAGAUGGUGGGCACUCUGAUUGUGAAAGUAGUUUUUCACUUGAUUCUCUGUCUUCGGCCUAUGCAACAGCUUUAGCAGAGCAGCUAAAACAUGAGGAAGAAGCUAACAGUGAUACAAGCGAAGAUAGUGAAAUGUCUAAGGACUCACUGGCUAUAGAGGCAAAUAGAAACUCCUCUGCAAAGUCCCAAAAUACAUUUGCACCGUCAUACCGACUGGUCACAGAUGAUUUUGAUUCAUCUUCAAAUUUCAAUAAAACAAUAACAAGUUUGAAAGCUCAGGUAAAGCCAGCAGAGGAUUACUGGAGUCAACAAGGUGGUGAAAAAGCAAAAGAAAAUGCUGAAGCUGGCCAACAUUUUAAGCACAAUAUUGGAGCAAAUCCAGAAAUUAAAAACCCAGCUCACAAAAUGGUUGGCGAAAUUGGUACCACUUCUGUUAACAGCCCACAGUUUGUGAGUAGUUGUAAUUAUAGAGACCAGGAAAAUCAACUCACAGAUGCUUGGUCAUCUACUGAGGCAGGGGAUAGUCCAAGAAUUCCCAGAAAUUCUCUAGUUUUCCAAAAAAGGAUUAAGUAUGGAGGAGUAGACAUGACCAGCAGUGAUAGCCCAGUUAGCAUGAGUUCUGUUAGCGGGUCUACUAACUCAAGCAUUGAAAUUGUAGAAGAAGAAAACACCAAAAUAGCUGAAUUGAAUAUUUUUAGUAGUUGUAAUGUUGGUCAAACUGGGCAGUCAGCAGUUAUGGUAACACCUACUGAAUUCUGUGACAGCAACAAUUCACUAGCUCCUACCACACAAGUGUCAAAAGUCAAAUCGCUUAAGGUUAGAAACGAAAAACAAAAACUGGUGACAGAUGACAUUACUGAAACGUCUUCGAGUUGUCAAACCAUACCAGGGAGCCACGGGCAAAUACUGAACACUGUUACAGCAAAUGCCUUUAAAUACGGUGACAAUACUGAGCUAUGCGGUGAAGACAGCUAUCCAGAAAUGUGUACAGAUCAAUUUGAAAACACCAAAGACUCAUCUCAUAUACGUCAACUUGAAUCAAAUAAAAGGGAAACCAAAGACACUGAGCAGGUUGGCGGACUACAACAGGAGCUCGUAAAAUGGACUUGUAAAAAUGCCAGAAAGAGGAACAAUGACGAGGAGGAUUUAACGGGAAGUUUGAAAAUUCCCAAAAGGAGCAACAGUAAAGACUUUGAAACAGACUGUGCUACAACUGCAAACAGUCAAGACCAUAUUUGGGUCAGUGAUGAUAGCAAUAUAGAGGAUUCCAAAGACGCAGGAAAGCCCAUAUAUGGAUGUGUUGAAGAUAUGGGACAAAAUGCAAUGACUUCAACCCAAGUUUAUGGUACAUCAGACCAUAAAAGUAGUGACAACCACAGUGUUGAGUUUACUAGCUCCUCUGUGCGGAUAACACAACGGAAAACUGCAUCAGUAAAGGAAGUAGACCCCAAGAGUGAAAUUAAAACAUCCUUUCAAAAUAAAAAUCAUAUUUGUCAAUCAGAGGCGAUAUGUAGUGCAAUUGAUCUGAGAAUUUCUGAAGUAGUGAAUGAACACAUGAACUCAUCAGUGACACAGAAUAUGGACAAGAAAAGCAAAUAUUUGGAUACCAUGGCAACAGAAAUAACAUGUGAUUUUGUUUGUGGUAGUCAAAAAUAUAGUCAUAUACAGAGCAAUAGUUGCCCUGGUUGUGCUCAAGAGAUUUUGAAUGCUAUAAGUAAAAGCACAAGCAGUGAGUUGGAAUCAUUAAAACUGACUCAGAAUAAGGGUAUUUCUGAGAAGUUGCAAAGUUCUUUUGGUUUGAAAUAUUCCACUUGUAAUAUCAAUGAUUCUAUUGAACCUGCUACUGCAAAAAUGGCAAAAAGUACAGACGUUAAAUUGUGCACAGAUGUUGGAUUUCAAGAUGCAGAGAAACAUAUGAAAACUUGUAAUUUCAAUCAAAGUCAUGGUUAUAAAUCUUGUGUUCACGUCUCUUCUGAUAGUUUCUGCACUGGAGGCAAUUCAAAAGUGAAGUCGAGUUGUACUGAAGCUAAAGAUGUAACAAUAGCAGCAGAAUUCACUAGCUGCCAAUCACAUGAACCAACUUCCCCUUCAAGGAUGAUUCAACAAUUUCAAAAUCUUUCUCACCUUUGUACCGACUCAAAAUCACUCCCAAGUGAUCGUUGUGUUUUCACUCCCGACACUAGUGCGGUUGGCAAAAUAGAAAGCUUGCAUUGUACAAAAGCAGUGGUGGAAAAAUGCCCAGAAAUGAAAAAUUAUUUGGGUCAAAGUGGCAUGGUGAAUUUGAAUAACAAAAACCUGCCAAAAUCCUUUCACAACCAGAUUGGUUCCUGUUCAAAUACCAAAAAUGUAGCUGAACGAUGUGUAGUGCAGGCUCUACAAAGAAAGCAAAAUGAUUCACAAAAUGGCCAAAAUAGUGUGCCUUUUGUUUUGGGUGAUCUGGGUACAACUGAUCAGCUGGCUAAUGCUACUUUAUUGACCAAAAAAGUAAAAUCUAAAAGAAUUCGAAGAUCCACGAGGCAAGCUUAUCCAACAUCAUCCUCCGACUCCUCUGCCAAAUCUUCAGAUGACGAAGACUGCAAAAUAAACAAAGUGACUGAAGCAAGACUUGAUUGCAAAAACUUUGAAAAAGCAAAAUUUAAAAUGCUUUCACCAGAAUUUCAAGCUAAUACUAAGCCAAACUGUAGCCAGAAGAGGCAUUCACUGUCACCCAAAGCUUUACAACAAAAGACAGUCCGAAACAUGAAUUGUGAUCAAAAUCGUGUACUUGAUUCGCCUAUACAUUUUGCCUCAAGUGACAUUAACCCCUUUGUUCACCAAUGGCAAGAAGAUGAAACAAAUGACAACUAUAAAACACCUAUAUUUGGGAGUGCAGCCAAUCUCUCAUGUAAAUCCCCCCUUUUAAACAGUGCUGAGAAACGUAUUAGCAGAUGCCUAAGCGUUGACAAUGGUUUGAAUAGGCAAAACUCACCUUUCAUUUCGCAUCUUAGUACAUACGCUAACAACAAAGGAUUGUCCAGUACUCUGAGCAGUGUUGAAGAUUAUAGACAGCCAUUGCAACAGACCGGGGAGGAUAUCCACGCACAUUUGGCCAGUCUCAAAAUCAACACCACAUCUUCGAGUAAAAAUGGACCAAUAGAAAAUAACUCCAGUCAUGAUGAAAUAAUGUUUGUUUAUUCUUCUGAACAGGAGUCCCAAGCAAGAACUAAAUCCCAAAGACGCCGGACUUGUGAGCACAGCACUCAAACUGACAAACAAGCAAAUUCUGAUAGCAAUAACAACAGCCUUAAGAGAAAAAGUAGACACCAGAGGAGCUAUACAGACGGGCCGGCGACGCAGAGAAGCAAAAUAAAUAUUAAAGCUUCAUCGACUUGGGCUAGCAUGGAAAGCAUGUCCGCGCAUAUCACCAAAUUGAUUGACAGCACCUCGGACUUGCUAGGGGAUGUUCAGGGCAUGCGGAAUGGUGAAAUUCGCAAGAUAAAUUUGAAUAAAAGUGGGAAUUUGACAGAUGUUUGUAACAGGUCAAUGGAGACGAAAGAUACAAAAGACGACUCUACACAAACUGGAGUUAAUGUUGCAAUUCAAACCGCAGAGAGUGAAAAAUCCCACUCGCAAGUCAAUGUUAUUGUUGAAGUCAUUGGUUCAAAGGUGAUUGCUGUAUCUUCUGACAAUAAUGUCGUUCGUUUGGAUGACAGGGCUUCAAAUGUGUCAAAAAUAGAGAUCAAAUCCACUGGAACAGAAAGAUCCAAAUCUCAAAUGGACAAGCGAGGACCUGUCCUGACCUCGGCUAUAAAAACUACCAGCUCUGAAUGUCAAAAGCGCCUGAAAUCGUCAUCUUCUAAAAGCUCAAAGCCUCUAAGUCAGCUCGAGGCCCAGAGCCACAAAAGUGCUGCCGGAACAACGGCGCAAAAUCAGAGCUAUUCUCCAAAGAGUGACCUAUUGUGCAGUUCAAAGCAGAGGGCCACUUACAUAGACCGUGCGCUAUCUCCCAUUCUCACAGUGGGAACGCGAUUAUCAGUAAACCACAAAGCAGAGGUGUCCAUUGUGAGACACCAGGUCAGAAAUACAAGCAAUAAAAAUGUGGAAUCAAGAAAAAUGAAAUCGGAGGAGGUACCCGACUCAGAGCUGUCUUCAAAUGUAGCUUAUGAAUCUCUUGAUAAUGAAAUAAUUUCAAAUUUAUCAGAUCGAAGUCCAAAUUCAACACUGGAUAGAGAUUCGGAAAGUGACUGGAAACAACAUAUGGACAAUAGAGUGAAUCAAAUGCAACCAAGCUCUUCUCAAAGGACUCAUAAAAGAAAAACAAUUGAUGCUAUGCAAAUGAAAACUAUGCAGAAUUAUAUAUCUCAAAUUGAAAUACAUAGUGACGUACAACAGCAGUUAGCAAAAAACCAAACUGAACUAAAUAAUUUUGACAAUUCAGAUGUCAAAUUUUACAUUGGGGAAUUAAAUGACAAAACAGAGCAAGAUACAGCGUCUCUCGCACCAAGUGAAUGCAAUACGGACGUUCUUGUCAAUAUUGAGCCAAUCAGAGUUGUAGCUCCAAGUCAUGAUUCUCAAAGACUUCCAGAAGACUUGCCUUUGCACAAUAAAUUCAAAAACUGGUCUGGGAUCAACCACUGUCAAUCAAAACACACAAGUAUUCCCAACAAAUCUGAAUUAAAAGCUAUUGAACAGAGUGAAAAAGGUGAUUGGAAGGCUGUGGACAAUUAUGGGACCAAUUUGCAGUCUAUUCAGAGUGAUAGAAAAUUAAGAGAGAUACAGAGACUGCGACUGGAAAGGGAGGAGGUGAUGGCGACAGUGAGUUUAAGUAUGAACUCAGCCCCUCUCUCUGUGGAGUUGACGGAGGCGAAACUACAUUACGGCCUGGGACAAACAGACACACUGCUGAAGAUGCUGUCUCCAGGAUCCAGAGAAGAGAAAGAGGAGUCCACGCCGCCUGCACCCAGCAAACAACAGCUUUAUAAUGAGCAUCGUAAAAGCAUUGAUGGUCUGAGGCAGGAGAGGGAGGAGCGUCUCCAUGGUUACCGUCGCACGCGUAGUUUGAGUCCCAGUAAAACCCUCAGCUCGCCCCUUCAGAGUCCGGACAGUCCAACAUCCAAAACCUCCUCCUCCCCCAGCACACGCAAAGAGUACCUGCAACAGCGCCACCAAGAGGUCAUUCACAGCACCAGCCCCCCUGACCCGGGCCUGGGGCGGAGCCGGUGCCCCUCUGACAUCGAGCAGCUGCUGAGAGACUACAGCCGGGCGAGGGAGGAGGCAAGGGAGGAAAUCGCCAAAGCCCGGGAGCGUCUGAGAGAGAGGACAGAGCAAGAGAAGAAGAGGAUACAACAGCGGGCUCUGGCCCAGGACUGCAAGGACGACCUGCGGCAUCGGACCAGAGUCAGUAACAGCACUUUAUGCACUGGCUCCAGUUUGAGCCUCUCCUCUGGGCCCACCUCUGGAUACAACAGCGGAAACACUCACCUCCAGCACAGCAACACUUCUAUACAUGCACAGAUGAGUUUGUCCCAGGAAGAAGAACAGAAGAUCAGGGCACGUCCACCUAUAUGUGGUCCACAAAGUGUGAAGAACCAAAGAGCUUGGCUUUCUGCACAGGAUGUCCGCCUUGACCUCCCCGUGUCCGGAUUUGAUCCCAUAAUGACCUCCUCUCCAUCGGUCCACUCGUUCACGCGUCACAGAGCUUCAUCCUUUGGCUCCUCUUCCUCCAUCUCCAACAACUAUCAGGACAUCACUUCCUCUCUGCAUGCCCGGGCUCUGGCUGAGGUGCGACUUGCAUCUGCAGGGGAUCUUGGUAAUUUGUUGACGGGAAAGGCCACUGCAGGCUGGAGGUAUGAAGGAGAGGAAAGAGGCGUCCAUGCUUACUACAAACCCUCCUCCAGCCCCUCUGUGCACAGCUUUUUGGGGGCAGCCGACCUGAACAGACCCCUGAAUAGUCUCUGGACUUUGAUAAACCAAGUGUCCAAAAGCCACAUGUUUCACCAGUCUGUCCGUUCUGUAUGGACUCGGCCACUAGAUGACAGCACUCAGCUGGUGUACAUACUCAGUGAUCCGUCCAGAUGCCACCUGAGCCAGCCCAGGGACUUCUGCUGCAUCAGCUCUGCAGCAAAACAGGGUGGGCUGCACGUUUUGGCCCUGCAGUCUGUGUUUGAGGAGUCUUUGCCUCGUCCUGGUGUGGAAGCGGUGAGGGGGGAGCUGAUGCCCAGCUGCUGGGUUCUUCAGACGCUCAAAUCGACAGGGCAGGAGGUCACCAGGGUGGUCUAUCUUCUACAGGUGGAUCUUGGAGCUCCUUCCUUCCCACAGCGAUUGGUAAACACAGUUGUAAGAAAACAGGCAGCUGUCAUCGCCAACCUUGAUGCUUUUGUUGCUUCGUAAAUACAUGAAAUCCAUGAAACCACUCACAAAAGCAGAGAGCACUUAGACUGAGCUGUAUCCAACAUGGAUGCAGGUAGUCUUUUAUUUGCACCAUAAAUUAUAUUAUUACUUGAUUUUUUUUUUUUUUUUUUUUUUACACAGCGCACUGUAACUGAUGUCCAGGCAGCAGGAGAUGUUUUCUAAAUGAAAGCUUAUUUUUUAUACCAUUAUUAUUGAAUAUUUUUUUUAUAUUUGUAAAUGUACGUAUUGCUUUCCACAAUCUUGCUCAUACCAAAGAGAUAGACAGACAGAGUGGCAUUAAAGGUGCAUUGUGUAGCUUUUCUGUUGGAGGGUGCGUCAAAUGCUUUUCUUCACAGAGAUGUUAUUGCUUUGUUUGAAAUAUUUCACACUAUGUUCAUGGAGACCAAACCAGGCCAACUUAUAGGUCAGAUCUGUGUGGCGAUCCCUUUCACAGUCAGAAAGCCUGUUUUUUUUUUUGUUAUUUUUGAGCUAAAACCACCUGUAAUUGAAUAAAUGUAGGGUAGAUCUGUUUAAUGUCAUACUGUUGAAUAUUUGAAGAAGAGCAAUGACAUAUCCAUAGAAACAAGGUGAUGGACCCCCAACUGAAAAGUUACAUACAGUAGUGUGCCUUUAAAAAGUGAUAUUAUUGAGUUGUUGUCGCUAAAUGUUUAAAAUGUCUUUACUUUCUUUUUUUUAUUUAUAGUGUAAUAAAACUGCUCUGUUGCCACUGCAAUUAAAGAGAAUCAGCUUUUAUUUGGGCUUAAAAAGUUAAAUUACAGAAAACAUAUACAUUUUAGGCAUUAGAAAUAUUACAUUAAAUAAUAGAGAAAAUAAAAUGUAUUUUUAUAAUAAAAUUAGACAUAGGAAAUCCUAAGGCAAGCUAUUUCUCUUAAUAGGGAAAUUUAAAUCUUAGUUAUUUUGACUCAUGAAUCUUGAGUGUCCUAAAGUACACUAGGACAGACCUGCAUAGACACAUUUAGUGAGUGUGUUUUCUCCAAACACAUAAUUUAUCCACUACAAUGUUGAUGUUUUUGUAGCAAAACUUUUGAGAGACAUUCAUGUAAGCUGAAGUAAAUGGUGCAAAAUGUAAAAUGUAGUUACAAAACUGUGCAAAAGGUUUUAAAACUAGUUUAUGAACAAAUACAUGCUUUUUAUUUUUAUUUUUAUUUAACUGAAUAACUUACCCACUUGCUAGACCUGGGUCUUCUAGUUCAAGUGCAAAUGCUCUUUUCAUUGACUACAGUACUACAGUGUACAAUGGUCAAGAUCUACUGAAAUUAAUUGCUUAUUCUUUUAACAUGCAAAGUUAGUAAAUUUGGUUAAUUAUCUUACAAUGGUUUAGAAUCCAUUUAACAUUUAAUGGGCCCAUAUUGCCCAUUUUUAAUCCAUGUUAUAAUGUUGUUUCCUCAUCAAAAACAUACCUGGGAUUGUGCUUUGUUUCAUUCACACAUUUCACACACAGAUUUAGGCUGAAUUCUUCUUUCAAACAGAAAACACUCAGAAGAUAUUGUAGAGUCUCUGUGGCAGUUUCAUCUGAACAAAAGGUAAAAUCAUUUGUGUGUAUUGUACAGUAAAUCGGUUCAACCACUUGAGGCUAAAAACAGCAGUGAACUUUAAAACUAGUACUUGAUGACACAAGGUGGAACAGAGCAUUUUGAGAUUUGAAGAUGUAGACAGAGUAGUAAUAAAGGCUCACUCAAACGUAUGAAUGAAACUGUAUGUUUUUGAGGAGGUAACAGUAUUAUAACAUGGCUUAAAGCUCACAAGAAUAAAUUUUGCAUAAUACAGGACCUUUAAGGAACAACUUGUAGAUAAAGACCUUUUUCUUUCCUCACUUUAUCACAGUACAAUACCCCAGUCACAUACACGUCUAAAAACUUGGACCAAAAUUUGGACCAAAACUACCUUUUGAUGUGCAGCUUUACACUAAAGGUCUUGAGUUCAGACCCUGAAACUGUUACACUAUGGUACCCCAAAUCUGCAUUUCAUGUUUUUCUAUUUAUUAUUAUUAUUUUUUAUCUCUGUGCCUCUUGAAAAGUUAAUGAAUGUUUUUUGGGGGGGUGGGGUUUGAAAGGUGCUGUGUUGUUAAAGCUUCUGUUUUUAUUAUUUUAUGUUUAUAUUUUUAUAUCUUGAUUUACUUUUGUUUGUUUUGUAAUGUGUGAAACUAUGCAGAAGGAGGUCAUAGCAAGGUCAGUUCUUUAUUUAACCUGGACAAAAGCCACAAUAUAAGCCAUAGCAUUUCAAAGACCAGUAUGAAGGACUAUGGAAUUUUUUGUACUUUUUGUUUUUUAAUACCCAUUGUAUGUUUUAUAUAUAAUUACUAUUGUAUUUAUGUUUUGAAAUAAGUGUUGUAAAUAUGUUUUUGAUACACAU